CUGGAGUCACCCCGCUUUGUGAACCCGUUUAUCCUCAAUUUGGUCAGGAUUUCACCCAUUCGAUCCAUUUUCCGCCUCUAAAACGGGCCGUGAAAUUCCUUCUUUUUGUUUUUCUUGUUUUCGAUUUUUUUUAAAUAAAGAUUGACUAAAAAAAAAGUUCCGGUUGUUCAUUGGUCAAAAAACAGUAAUGACGCUCUUUACUAGCCAAUCGCAUUGCACAUGUGAACACCGUGGGACUGUGGGAACGGCGUGAAACGGCGUCAAACCAUUCCUGCAGUUCUGUUGGAAACAUCCCAAUGGCUCGUGGGCUCACAGAGGAAGACCUGGACGCACAGUUCGAACAGUUCUUGAAAGAGUCUGUUUCUGAUGACUCCAUACAUCUCGGCCACGAUGAUGACCAGCGGCAGGCCAUCAGUAGUGGGGAAUCCAGCCAGAACCAAAAUAGUUUGAGGGGGGAAGAAAACAAGAUCAGAAGUGGAAGAAGAGAACUGGCUCCGAUCUCAGCUGCAAAUGUGACCGGUAUUGGCUUAGACACUAUGGAGGAAGAAGAGGAAAAAAACAGGUUCUUUGCACAACUUGAGGCAGGAGCUUCAUCAACUGUUGACUAUUCCCAGCUCAACAGACAGUGGGACUCUUCUAGCUUCACCAUUACUGCUGACCUCAGUAGAGCAGAACAAACACCAGUGAAUCACAGAGCCACGGAUGUUGUCAGACCAUUACAGGAUUCCCUGCACCCCAGUCAAGACUUUGAAAAUAGGAGUGAUGUGAAAGAACCACUGGAGGAGGAGGAGAAGGAGGAUCUUUUUGAGGUGAAGGAGUUGAGGGCCCAGCUGGCACUGAAAGAGGAGGAACUACAGAGGAUGAGGAAGGAAGCUGAGGAGCUGACUUCAGUCAGGCAAAAGAAUUAUGUCCUCCAGAGCAAGCUGCAAAGUGCUAAGAACGCUAGUCAGAAGAAGAGCUGGAAAGACGAAGGCGCAAAUCCAGCCGACAAAAUUCAGCAGGCGGAAAAAGACUUCAAAGAGCAAGAGAUGCUUAUAAAAGGUUUUCAGCAGGAAAAUGAGAAGCUGUAUUUCCAACUGAAGACUCUUCAAGCCACGAGCAAAGCCAAUGAAGAGGCUAUGUUUGAAGCAAACCAGAGGCUGCAGAACCAGCUGGCUUUAACACGAGACCAGCUAAAGAAAACCUCUUGGCCUGUGGGAAGUGUGUUACCAGGGACGUCCUCUGGAGACUUGUUGGCUCAAAUCGGAGCGCUGCAGAAGAGUGAGGCCAAACUAUCGGAGGAUUUGCACCGUCUGAAGCAGGAAAAGCUGGCUCUAGAGGUGGACCUACAGCUGAUGAAGAAGGAAAGAGACGUGGCUAAAGCACAGAUUGUCUCCACCAAAGAAGACGAACCCAACGAGGAGGUGGUAGCUCUAAGGAAGAGGCUGCAGUCAUUUGCUGAGAAUCAGAGAACAUGGGAAAGAACUGCUGACAGACUGAAGACUGCCUCCACAGAGAUAGACCAGCUCAAGGAACGGGUGAAGCAACUGGAGCAAACUUUGAGAAGCAAGAAUCCAAAAUUUGUGCCUGCUGCGAUUCAUGCUAGGGUCUCAUCUGCUCAUCAUCAACCAGCAGAUUCCACUAGGAAGUCCAUGUCCAGCUGUGUCAACGCCUUGCUGGAGCGACGGGUUCAGCAUUUGGAGGCGGAGCUAGAGGGUCAGAAUGAAGAGGCCAAGCAAAGCCUGUGUGCCUUGCAACAACAGUUCCAUCUGAUUAAGGGUCGUCUUGAGCAGCAAAUUUCCGAACUGGAGCAGCAGCUGGAACAGAAACCGCAGGAAAAAUCAGGAGAUCCUCGAAUGGCAGAUUGCAGGGCACUAGAAGAAGAGCUGAACCGUGUCAAGGAAAGCCACCAGGAGAAAGAAAAAAGUCUCCUGCAGGAAAUAGAAACUCUGCAGCAGCAACUAAAAACCAAGGCUCAGCCAGGUCCAGGCCGGCACCAGCGUCAAGCUGAGGCAGCGUUCGGAUUCCGGAUUGAGAGGCUGAACCAGGAGCUGGCCGCCAAGACACGAAGCAUUCAAGAGCUAAACCGCACGGUGAAGAAAUUACAAAGGGAAAGGAGGAACAUGUUGUCUGUGCCAGAGAGCCGUUCUACAGAGACCAAACAGCAGUGUAGCUGCCACCAAACACACCACUCUGCUCCAGCAGAGGACCAUUCUGCUGAAGUCGAAGCCUUUCUACCUGCUCAGAGCGAGAAGACCUACCAGCCUGCUGCUUUCACAGGGAGUCACAUCAAUGAGGUGCUCCAGGAGAACAAGGAUUUAAAGCAGUGCAUUGAGCUCCUCCAACUGCACAGUGAGCACGAGAAGGCGGCGCUCAAAGCUGAUGCUGUGCAAGCAAAAGAGGAGCUGGUCAGACUGGAGGAGCAUUUCAGGGAGCAGCUGGCAUCCAUGAAGACGGAACACCUAAGGGAGCUGGACCAUAUGAGGGCCUCUCAUGCCCUGGAGCACUCUUCCUCCAAAGUUACUGAACUGACCAACAAGCUGAGCACUCAUCAGACGGACAUGAAACAUUUACAAGCUCGGCUGAAGGAACUUCAGGAGACUAAAGAGGCACUGGCUCUUUCUAGAUCCAGAGAAGAUGCUUUGCAGAUGCAGGUGGCCAGGUUGCUCCAGGAGUUAAAGAAAGCCAAAGAAGCUGAGGGACCAGGAGCAAAACUCCUGAGUAACCUGGAGAAGAAGAUUCUUCAAGUAGAGCUCAGACAUCAGCUCAGAGAGGAGGAGCUGCAGCAGUUCACUAGAGGGGCGGGGCAAACAUCUGCUGAUCUGCGGACAGAAGACAAGCGCUGGAAAUCUCUGGUUCUGAACAAGAACAAAGAACUGGAGACUUUUCGCCUUGAGCUGGACACCAUCCUUGACAUCCUGAGACAUCUUCAGAGGCAGGGAAUGACUCCAACGCUUUCAAAUCCAAAUGGAUCCGCCUCAUAAAGAUUAGAUGUAGUAAUGCUGAGAAGUCCAUACAGGCUGGAACAUUAGUUCUAUUGUGGACAGAAAUGCUAUGCAUAUGCUUAAACUUCCUACAACUUUCCAGUGUCUCUAUGUGCUGCUCCCUAGCUCCAGAAAAUGCAGAGCUUUUGUCAAGAAGAACAUCCUUUGUAAACUGAAGCUAAAUCACAGGUGACUCACUGUGAUGACUCUGAAGGAAGCAAAUGAGUGAAAACCUGAACAUUUCUUUGGUGACACAAAGCUUUUCAAUAAAUCGCUGUUUAUUUAUCUAGAAAUUGAGUCGCAUUAA
Messenger RNA from Oryzias latipes (Japanese medaka), 3270 nucleotides. RefSeq names its product centrosomal protein 162 (gene cep162). NCBI's taxonomy places the organism in Eukaryota, Metazoa, Chordata, Actinopteri, Beloniformes, Adrianichthyidae. Gene Ontology annotation, biological process: cilium assembly. Gene Ontology annotation, cellular component: centriole; nucleoplasm; axonemal microtubule. The record is from RefSeq and is a predicted model, not a curated record.